GUUUUAAACUUCAUAUUCAUGCAUGGAGUAUUGCCUCUGCAAUGAGAUCAGAUCACCAACUACCUGCAACAUGCGAAGUUAACACUUCCAUUUUCUUGACUUUCUUGCUUUUCUGAUGUUAACAAACUUUGACUUUUAACUUACAUCUCAAUUAUACAUACCAUAGUUAUAUUUUUCUUGCUGGGUAAGAGGGAAAAAAGGAUUCAAGUAAUUUUUUUAUUGGCAGAAAGAAUUGAAAAUGCAAAUGCUUUAGCCUUGUCAAUGUUGUUUAUUUGAAUGGAAUGAGAAAAAUGCCAAAAUUUUUAUAAUAGUAUAAGCCUCCACCAUGUCAUCACUACUGAAUUUCCAGGUUAAGAAAUUUGCACUAGAAUUUGAAAAUGAUUUAUCAAGCAAAGACUGAGAGGCAAAGCCUAGGAAGAAACCAGAAAAACUGACAAACCAGAAAGAUACUCUUUUAGGAAGUGAAAACAAUAAGAGAGAGGUCCACGCAUAAUAUUUAUCUCAUUCAAACUAACCCUUUGAAGAUCACUCUAGAAUAUCUCUCAAGUAUUAAGCUUGUCAUGAAUCGGUUAUGGUUGAUUAGUUUUCUUCUUCUUGUCUUCUCAGACUUUUAUGUUGAAGCUCAAAACUAUGGUGGCCAGAAUGAAACGCCUUCUGAAGAUGCUGUCUCAAAUUUCAAACCAAGUUUAAGUGUUGUUAUAGGUAUCCUCUGUGUGAUGUUUUCGCUUACAUUUAUCCUUCUUAUGUAUGCGAAAUUUUGUCACAGGAGAUCCUCAAGUUACAACGAUCAAGAAAAUAAUCCCGCACUUAUCAGAUCGACCUCAAGAUUUUCAGGAAUCGACAAGACGGUCAUCGAGUCGCUUCCUUUCUUUAGAUUUUCUUCGCUUAAAGGAGCAAAACAAGGGCUUGAAUGUGCAGUCUGUCUAUCCAAAUUCGAAGACAUCGAAAUUCUGCGGCUUCUGCCCAAGUGCAAGCAUGCCUUUCACAUUAACUGCAUCGAUCAAUGGCUUGAAAAACACUCUAGCUGCCCUCUUUGCAGGCACAAGGUCAACCCUGAGGACCCAACAAUCUUUGCUUACUCAAAUAGUAUGCGGUUCUUGUUGAACGCAUCUGAGCUUAGAGAGGACCCCAACAUAGAGCUCUAUGUCCAAAGAGAGGAAGACGGCCAUCAGGGUUCAUCAAGAUUCAGCGUUGGAAGCAGCUUCCGGAAAAUUAAAGAGAAAGAGACAAACAACGAAGAACGAAUGUUAAUUGUCGAGAAUGAUGGGGCUAAAAGCGAGGAUGAUCAAAAGCUUUGGCACAAGUUUAAUCACAAGAUCAUUGUAUGUGAUGCUAUUUUAAAGAACCGAUGGAGCAAUGUGAGUUCUUCAGACUUGAUGCUGUUGAAUUCAGAGAUGCUGAAUGUAAUGUCAAGCAACAGAUUCUCUAACUUUGAAGAAAAUAACAGCAGCCAAGUUUCAACCCCGGGAGGUAUCGAAAACAAGCAGAUAAAACAGAUUAAAGAGGAGAUAGAGAUGAAAAGAUUGUUUGAAAUAAAGGUGGGUUCAAUGAACAGGAGUGGUAGUUGCAUUGGGGAUGCUUCAGGAUCAGAUUCUAAAGCCAUUUCAACAAGUCAAUAUCCGGGCAGAAGGUCAGUUUCAGAAAUCACUGGCCUUUCCAGGUUUCCGGAGAUGAAAAUCAAGAACAGAAUUACCGAAACUUUUGAUGGAAAUGAAAGGAGGAGAAGGGUUUGGUUGCCGAUUGCAAAGAGAACAGUUCAAUGGUUUGCAGAUAGAGAAAAAAGAUCACCACAGAUUGCCCAGAAAACAUUAGAUGUAUAAAUUUAAUCAAUAACCAUAUAUACUCGAUCAUAUAUUUGAACUUUGAGGGUGUUACAUAUAUGCUUGUUGAUUGAUGA
This is a messenger RNA of Mangifera indica (mango), 1897 nucleotides long. RefSeq names its product E3 ubiquitin-protein ligase ATL42-like. Lineage: Eukaryota; Viridiplantae; Streptophyta; Magnoliopsida; Sapindales; Anacardiaceae. The transcript has a single exon. The record is from RefSeq and is a predicted model, not a curated record. Bases 561 to 1820 code for a protein of 419 amino acids.